This is a messenger RNA of Aplosporella prunicola CBS 121167, 1428 nucleotides long. RefSeq lists its product as uncharacterized. Gene Ontology annotation, biological process: acyl-CoA metabolic process. The transcript is spliced from 5 exons. Gene Ontology annotation, molecular function: fatty acyl-CoA hydrolase activity. The coding region runs from base 1 to 1428 and encodes 475 amino acids. NCBI's taxonomy places the organism in Eukaryota, Fungi, Ascomycota, Dothideomycetes, Botryosphaeriales, Aplosporellaceae. The record is from RefSeq and is a predicted model, not a curated record. Gene Ontology annotation, cellular component: mitochondrion.
AUGGCUACGAUACAACGCUCUCUCUCAAGGCAAUUGCGCCUCUCUGGAAACCCGUUUAAGGGUGGCUCGCCCAUUCUUGGUUCCCGUCUCGGAAGAACCCGCGACUUCAGUAUCUCAACGCGUCGACCAACCGAUGGUGUCUUUCGCGCGCUGACAGAGAAUCGCGUCCAGACGCCAUGGGUUGAAGCGUUGCGCAAGAAGCAGCGGGAGGGCAAAGACCCUACUCAAGCUUCAGACAAAUCUAAGGUGCCUGCCGAUCGGAGAUUGGAACCCAAGAAAAUGUCCGACUCGUACUAUUCAGUGGUCCUUCCGCUGGCGCAAGAUCCAUGGUUACUCGACAGAUAUCUAAACUCUUCUGGCCACAUUCGGCUUGGAACGCUUUUUAUGGAUCUGGAUGCUCUCUCAGGUGUCAUUGCAUACAAGCAUACCGGUGAUGGAGUCACAACCGUCACAGCAGCUUGUGACAGGAUUGUCAUCCGCAACCCACUUACGGAGAUUUGUGAUCUCCAGUACAGCGGCCAGGUGACUUAUGCUACUGGUCGAAGCAGUAUGGAGAUAUCGUUGCAAGUUGCAAAGGCUCCCAAGGAAGGAGAGAAGGUAAAAGAAGAGGACGUCCUCAUGAACUGCACCUUUACCAUGGUGGCGCUUGAUCCAGGCACCAAAAGGCCAGUAAACGUGAACCCAGUCAUUGUUGAGACCGAAGAUGAAAAACGCCUGUUUGCAAUCGGCGAAGAAAACUCCAAGCAUCGGAAAGAGUUGAAGACAAAAUCUUUGACCAAGCACACACCAGAUAAUCUUGAGAGCGAUCUGAUUCACGCGUUGUGGCAGCAACAGCUCAAGUACAAUGAUCCAAAUGAUCCCACGCAGAAGCCAUCAAACGUCUAUGCGAUGCACAAGACGAAGCUCGAAACCGCAAGCAUCAUGCAGCCACAAUACCGUAACAGGCAUCACUUCAUGAUCUUCGGUGGCUUCCUACUGAAGCAGACCUUCGAGCUGGCCUUCUGCUGCGCCGCCUCUUUCGCACAUGCGCGGCCCACGUUCGUGUCACUGGACCCGAGCACGUUCCAAAACCCGGUGCCAGUCGGCAGCGUGCUAUACCUGACGGCCACAGUCGCCUACACGGACCCACCAAUCGUGCCUGGCGCGGACGACGGCGAGGAAGCGGCCAAGAGCAAGUACACCCGCGUGCAGGUGACGGUCGACUCGAGGGUCCGCGACGUUGAGCACGGCGAGACGAAGCCCACCGGGCAGUUCAACUACACCUUCACGGUGGAGAAGGACGUCAAGGUCAUGCCCGAGACUUAUGGAGACUUUAUCAUGUACCUGGACGCGCGCAGGAGAAUGAAGCGGGUAGAGUCCAGCAUGCAAGGCCACGGGCCCAUCCACGGUCCGGUCGAUGCCGGCGAGCUGGAAAGGCUCACGGAAUGA